GGACCGAUUCGCACAGCUUAUAAGUGCCUCAAUCUGCCCAGUUCUCCAUGAUGCCCUGUGGGUCCUCUCUUACCUCCUCCUCAUCCCUCACGUUGUCAGGAUAAGCCCUUUAUGGCAGAACACGCGCUGAAUGCGAGUGGUGGUGAACCACAAGACACAGCCAACAAUAUUGUCCCAGAGGAUGAGGUUGACCUUUACAAUGAUUCCGAUGGAAACUCCAUCGCCACGAGUACCGACUCCCUUAGCUCCAGCAUCCUGAACUAUCAAUACGAAAAUGGAAGACGGUACCACGCCUUUCGAGAAGGCGAAUAUAUGAUUCCAAACGAUGAACGCGAACAAGAGCGACUCGACCUUCACCACCAUAUCUUCCGCCUCAUUAUCGGGGGGGAUCUUUACCGCGCCCCCAUCCCACCUGGAGUCUCUAGGAUUUUGGAUCUGGGUACAGGAACUGGGAGCUGGGCAAUUGAUGUCGCUGACGAACAUCCCCAGGCGGUUGUGAUCGGGACCGACCUAAGCCCCAUACAACCGUCAUGGGUCCCGCCGAACUGCAAGUUUGAGAUUGAUGACUUCGACUCAACCUGGGAUUAUAGCCAGCCGUUCGAUUUCAUCCAUGCCCGGAACAUAGAAGGAAGCGUUAAGGAUUACCACCGACUGUUCGGUCAAGCCAUGACUUAUCUUCGGCCCGGCGGGUGGUUCGAACUUGGCGAAUCGACGGUGGGUGUCUUCAGCGACGAUGAUACCCUCUCCCGGGCAACGUAUCUACUCGAAUGGCGCGACCGCUUAGUCGAAGCCAGCGAGAAGUUUGGAAAGCGGAUGGGAGUCGCAAAGAAUUACAAACAAUGGAUGAUCGACGCUGGGUUUGAGAAUGUCCGGGAAGAGAUCUACAAGGUCUGAUGAGAGAGGGAUUGAAGAUGCGAAUGAAGCGCUGAUGUUAGUGUUUAUUGCAGGUUCCCUUCUCGCCGUGGGCCAAGGACCAAAAGCUCAAAGAGCUGGGCUACUACCAGCAGGCCAUGAUGCUGGAGGCCCUUGAGGCGUACUCCCUUGCACUGUUUACCCGAGUGCUAGGUUGGAGCGUAGCUCGGAUCCAGCUCUUGCUGGUACAUGUGAGAAAGGAACUGUUGGAUCGUAGCCUUCAUAUCUAUUCGCGCUACUAUGUGGUAUACGGGCAGAAAAAGCGUUUGGAAUCAUAGUGCAGGACUAGAAUGCAAUGCAUUUGGAUCUUUUGGCGUGACGUUAAUGCCUGUCACUACGGUUCCCACGGGUCUCUCAUCAAAAAUCUCAUCACUUAAUGUAACCGGUCUUUGAGGAUCUCGCUGUGCUGUGAGUGGUAGAUUGGCACAAAAGCAAGGGUUUCGGUCAGGACAGAGCAGGGUGCGACGAUGGAGCCUCGCUCCUAUACGACUACGACGAUGCUACUGAAGCAACUUAGAAACCAAAAGUAUGCUCAAUUCUCGACACUAUCUAGGGAAGAGGCUCGCCUUAUAUACCCCUUCCGCUACGGGCUCCGCCAUACCUAGUAUGGCGGAGGCCGCGGCCCAGCAGUAUCUAAAACAGGAAAAUUGAAGAUAGGGGAGUGCCCCCGGCACAGCAGGAGGUGAGGAUCUUAUUAGUGUUAGUUACUUUUUGGAAAUUAAUCAUAACUUUCCAUAACUGUCCACAACCGUAUCACUACUGGGAUCCGCCAAGACCUGCAGGCCGCUACGUAUUCCUUCACGUUUAAAUAAGGAGACAUCCCA
Molecule: messenger RNA, 1736 nt
Organism: Monascus purpureus
Lineage: Eukaryota; Fungi; Ascomycota; Eurotiomycetes; Eurotiales; Aspergillaceae
Source: the annotation of a GenBank genome assembly